Messenger RNA from Onychomys torridus (southern grasshopper mouse), 1354 nucleotides. RefSeq names its product zinc finger protein 426-like. Bases 470 to 871 code for a protein of 133 amino acids. The transcript has 4 exons. Gene Ontology annotation, biological process: regulation of DNA-templated transcription. NCBI's taxonomy places the organism in Eukaryota, Metazoa, Chordata, Mammalia, Rodentia, Cricetidae. The record is from RefSeq and is a predicted model, not a curated record.
UCCCCUACACUGCCGAGAUUUAACUACAAACCCUCGGUCUUACAGGGGAGCGCCCCUGAAACCGGAAGUCUAGAACUCCGCUACCCCCGGCUGGAAGCAAAACGGGAAGUAGCGUCACGGUGGCUUUUCUUUUUUCUUCUGUCAAUCUCUGUGAGCGACUCGGAGUCUUUAUGGUUCCGGACUGUGAGGUCGGCACGGGUUAUAUGGAAUUUCGCUUGACAGCGACGUCCCGAGGUGGACUAGAUUGUGGGAGAACGAAGCUCUCUGCGGGAACCUGCGCGCCGUGCGCGGUCGGGGAGCGUCGUAAAACUGCCGUAACGCCGUGUCUGCUGUACGACAGCUAUUGUUUCGCCCACUUCCCAGCCUGCAAACCUUCGUAAUUUUCUUUCUUCUUUUUUAAAUCACAAGGAAAAGAUAUUUUCGCUGUUGGAUACACGUUAAAGGGAGUCCCCGAGGGUCCUCCCGCCUCAUGGACCUGGCAACUGCCCUAUGCACGGGUAGUCUUCUUUCUGUUUACCCAGUCUGCCUUGAGGAUAAGGAAAAGGUAGAGAAUGGUGGCCCACUGAGAGGUUUUUAUCAGGACUCAGUGACCUUUGAUGAUGUGGCUGUGGACUUCACUCAAGAGGAGUGGGUUAUAAUGGAUCAAACUCAGAGACCUCUACAGAGAGGUGAUGCUGGAGAACUACCAGAACUUGUCCUCAGCAGUAUGAACCACAUCCAAGAAUACUUUUUUCCCCUGUGUGUGGGAUGUGAGGUCAUCAAACCCAGUCUGAUCUCCUGGUGGGAGGAGGAAGAUUUACAGGCAGUACAAAGAGAUGGUUUCCAGGGUGAGUAUUCGUGGAGAAACAAUUGUGAUCAGGAAGUUCCUUAAGUUUGGAAAUAGGAUGAAGUUUUUGUCUGUUUGUUUUCUUCCCUUUGAUUCAAGGUCUUACUGUGUAGCUCAGGCUGGCCCCUCCAAUAUUUCCAUCUUUACCUCCUGGGUUCUGGGGUUGUUGGUGUGCACUGCCACACACAGCCAUAUUGAACCCAACCCCCCAGUAUUAGGGAUUAAACCUUGAACUUGCUUAGGCAAACACUCUUACAACUGAGCUGUAUCUCCAGUCUUACGAUGUAAGUUUUUCAAAGGUACAGUUGAUCUCAGAAGCUGUCAGCCCUCUAUCUCAGAAGCAAUUCUGGAUUCCUUACACUUUGCUCCGACUUUUUCCGCGAUCCCACAGAAAUGCCUGUUGUGUUUCUCUUUUAUAAUUUCGUCCUGUGCCAUGCUGAGAUCUUCCCUCGUCAUUAUCCCUGAUAAUAUUCUUUUCACCAUCAGUUUUCAUUUUUACAAAGCAGUUUGUAGCCGGGCGGUGGUAAC